AUGGAACAUAUUUCAUCGUACAGUAAGAACAUAUGUGAUUUUCCAGGAGUAAAAGGUAAUGAUGAAAUGAAAAAAGAAAUAAAUAAACUUUAUCAUGAUCAUCGAAAAACAUCAAUAAAUUCAACCAUUAUAUUCAAAGCCAAUAAAACAAGAACAACACCUACACAACAACUUCUAUUAAAAAACAAAAAAUUAUUUUUAUAUGUUGAUGGAGCGAUAAAGGAUAAAAUAUCAAAUAAAAAAAAAAAGAAAGUUCUUGUUGAUUCAACAAGUAAUCGUGAUGAUGAUCAUACAAAAGUUUCAGAAAUAAACUCAAUCAAUAAUAAUCGAAAUAAACAUCAGGGAAGAUCAACUUGUAUGAACAAAAAAGUUGGUAAGUUUGAAAAAGAUAAUAAACUCAGAUAUACUGAAAAUAAAAAUACUAAUACAGUAAAUGAUUCACUUAAUGAACCUGAAAAUGAAGAUGUAUAUUUAUCAAGUAGCGAAGGUGAAAGUGAACAUCCAGAAGAAAAGAACGAAAUCAACGUUUCAAGUGGUGGUAUAAAACGUCGUUUGAUACAUAGGCGAGGAGGAGCGAAGAACUGCGGUACUUUUAUGUUACUCACAAAAGAAGAAGAAGUACAAGACUGUGUGCAAUCUGCAUUGAGUUAUGCUCGUGACCAUGGAACAUUAAUGAGUGGUGUUCAGUUAAAAACAUUAAUGGAUAUCCUAAAUACUGAAAUAACUAAAGAUAGAGCUAAUGCACUUUUGGAAGUUAUAUCUAAAAAUAUCGAAAUCGUUCCGAAUCCUUAUUUCAUAUCACCAAUAUCAAAACGACCUAUUUAUCAAUAUUAUGGUGCAAGAUACGAAUUAGAAGAAGUUGCUCCCAUAAGAUAUAUACCUAUUCCAACAGGAAUAACGAAACAAUAUGCAAAGAAACAAGAUGAAAAGGAAAAUUCAAAUUAUGACGAAAAAAAUGAAAUUGAAGAAGUUGAAAAACAAAAUAAUAUUAGUUUAAUGAAGCAUGAUGAUCAAGGUAAAUGUGAUAUUAACAAAAACAAUCGAAGUCUGGUUACACCUACUUCACUUGAUAAAGAAAAUACUGUUGGUGAUGAAGAAUCAUUAUCACCUAUUAAAUCAAAAUCAAUUGAUAAAAACAAUCAUGGUUCAAUUUUUAAUGAUAAUAAUAAUGCUAAUACUGUUACAACAGAAGAAAAAAUUUCCGAUGCAAAUGUUAAUACAGCAAUUACUUAUACAGAUACCCAUACGAUUGAUUCUACUACAACAGAUGAUGCAAAUAUUGAACCAUUAAAUAAUCAAAUAUCACCUAUUCAAAGUGCACCUACAAGUUCAUCUUUAUCUUUAAAUUUUAGUACCAGUACACCCAAAAAGAAAUUAGCUAAGCAAUCAAAAAAUAAAAAUGUUAUUACUAGUCGUAAAAUAUCAAAAAAGUGUAGUCAACGAAGAUCAAUUUUUCUACGUUCAAAAACAAACAAAAAACAAGAAAAUUUAUCUGGUAUUACACAUAAACGUAAACAAGAUGAUGUACAUAGUUGUUCAACAACAUCAAAUACUUCAUCUAAGAAACAGAAACUUGCUGACGAAGGAAAAAAGCGGCAAAAUCAUGAAUCAUUACCUGAAAACUUAUGA
Adineta steineri is the source of this 1629-nucleotide messenger RNA. NCBI's taxonomy places the organism in Eukaryota, Metazoa, Rotifera, Eurotatoria, Adinetida, Adinetidae. The record is from the annotation of a GenBank genome assembly.